UGGGAGUCCAGCCACUAUGCCACAUGCUGACCCCAAAGAUGAUCUUUUAAAUAAAUGGUUCUAGCUCUCUGGGCUCGGACCUAGUUGGCGGCGCUAUGGCUAAACGCACCAAGAAGAUUGGCAUCGUCGGUAAAUAUGGGACUCGCUAUGGUGCCUUCCUCCGGAAAAUGGUGAAGAAAAUUGAAAUCAGCCAGCACACCAAGUACAACUGCUCCUUCUGUGGCAAAGCUGAGAUGAAGAGACGGGCUGUGGGGAUCUGGCACUGUGGUUCCUGCAUGAAAAUGGUAGCUGGUGGUGACUUGACCUACACCACCACUUCGGCUGUCACAGUGAAGCCUGCCAUCAGAAGGAAUUGAAAGACCAGC
Tupaia belangeri chinensis (Chinese tree shrew) is the source of this 365-nucleotide messenger RNA. Its product is annotated as 60S ribosomal protein L37a-like. Gene Ontology annotation, cellular component: cytosolic large ribosomal subunit; ribosome. The transcript has a single exon. NCBI's taxonomy places the organism in Eukaryota, Metazoa, Chordata, Mammalia, Scandentia, Tupaiidae. Gene Ontology annotation, molecular function: structural constituent of ribosome; large ribosomal subunit rRNA binding. The coding region runs from base 96 to 356 and encodes 86 amino acids. The record is from RefSeq and is a predicted model, not a curated record. Gene Ontology annotation, biological process: translation.